AUGAAGCUCCUCCCCCUCGUCUCCGCCGCCGCCACCACCACCAUAUUCUCACUCGCCCCCGCCGCCCCCUCCGACCCCACACAAUCCCCCCGCUCCGGCAACCUUGCCAUCUGCAAGCGCACUCAACAAGACACAAUCACAUGGAAGUUCUCCGUGGAGACAUUUGGGCCAUGGGGUCGGGACUUUGGCAGCGGGCUGCUGAACAACCUGCAUGACCGGUGCGGGCAGAUCGACGGCUGGGGAUUCGACUACGCCGGCGACAAGGGUGAUAAUGGCGAUAGUGGCGAUAAGGGCGUUGCAACGUUCACUACGUCGACGCUCAUCGCCGCGUAUUGCGUCGAGGACGCUAUUUGGCUCGCGAGUAAUCCUACUGGCGCGAUGAGGGGGGUGAGGUGUGAUUGGGUCUUGUGA
Messenger RNA from Tricharina praecox, 411 nucleotides. RefSeq lists its product as uncharacterized. The transcript has a single exon. The coding region runs from base 1 to 411 and encodes 136 amino acids. NCBI's taxonomy places the organism in Eukaryota, Fungi, Ascomycota, Pezizomycetes, Pezizales, Pyronemataceae. The record is from RefSeq and is a predicted model, not a curated record.